AUGGGUUGGUAUGCCGAGGUGGUUGUCAACUCGAUUGGCUUCUGGGGCGAGUUUCUGGGGAAAACUGUGGAGAUGGCUUCUCAUCAUGAGAAGCCUAGAAAUUUGUCAAAGGUAGUUGGACUUCUCAUGAUGAUGCUCCGGCAUGGUUUGUCAGCAUUUGUAUGGAGAAUUCCUGUACCGAAAGAGCCUGAUGAUCCCACGGAGCCGAAGUAG
Molecule: messenger RNA, 213 nt
Organism: Fusarium odoratissimum NRRL 54006
Lineage: Eukaryota; Fungi; Ascomycota; Sordariomycetes; Hypocreales; Nectriaceae
Exons: 1
Coding region: 1-213 (70 amino acids)
Source: RefSeq, a predicted model, not a curated record